CUGUGCUGGCACUCGCACCGCGAGUGCAUGCACUGCAGUCUGAGCAGCAUUUCGUCACGAAAGAAGGUCGGCAGUGCGUACGUGUGUAGUGUGAAAGAGGUACUUGUGUGCUUAAAAGCUCGUUACGAAAAGUAGACAAUAACGGGACCAAGUUAACGUAAAUACCGCAACAUUAUGGAAAGUAAGCGAACAGUGAUUGGUGGCUCCAGGCAAACAGCACUCAGUCAGCGUUUGACGGAGAGCAAGAAGAACAAUUACGGCGUGGCCCUCACCUGGAGGGACCUGUCGGUGUACGUCAUGAAGAAAAAGACAAGGGUCUUCUUGUCCUCAUCACAGACUUACACUCGAAUCAUCAAUAAUGUGACGGGAGCCGUGCUGCCUGGAUCACUGGUGGCGCUAAUUGGGGGCAGCGGCGCUGGGAAGAGUACCCUGCUGGCGGCCCUCGCACACCGGUCCCCGGCGGGCACGAUCGUCGACGGCGAGGUGCGCAUGGACGGCCUGGCGCUGGACGACUCUGUGCGCCAGCUGACGGGCUUCCUGCACCAGCACGAGGCGUUCUUCAGCAGCCUCACCGUCAGGGAGCACCUCUCCAUCAUGGCGCACCUCAAGAUGGACCGCGGCGUGCCGCGAGACAUGCGCGAGCUGCGCGUCCAGUCGCUGCUGAAGGCGCUGGGGCUGGCGCACCGCGCCGACACGCUCAUCGGGGAGCCCGGCGCGCGCAAGGUGCUGUCCGGCGGAGAGCGCAAGCGGCUCGCCUUCGCCACCGAGCUGCUGACAGACCCGGAGAUGCUGUUCUGCGACGAGCCGACAACCGGGCUCGAUGCGGUGUCUGCGCACACGCUGGUGGAGGUGAUGCGCGACAUGGCGGCCCACGGCAAGACCAUCCUCUGCUCCAUCCAUCAGCCCUCCUCGGAGAUCUUCGAGAUGUUCGACAACAUCAUCCUUCUGGCCGACGGUGGCCGCAUCGCCUUUAUGGGGACCGUCGCCGCUGGCUUGGAAUUCUUUGGCAGGCUGGGCUUCCGGUGUCCGCCGACGUUCAACCCCGCGGACUUCCUGGUGCGGACGCUGGCGGUGACGCCGGGACAGGAGGAGGACUGCCGGCUCAACAUCCGCCGGCUGUGCGACCACUUCGCCGUCAGCGAAGCCGCCCAGGACGUCGACGUGCUGGUGCGAGUCUCCGCCACCUCGGACCUCGUCGUGGAGCCCGCACGCAGGAUCAACAUGUUCAAGCCUGCGUCCUGGGCCACAAAGCUGCGGCUGCUGACGUGGCGCGCGUGGCUGCAGGUGUUCAGGGACCCCACCCUCCAGUGGAUCAGGAUAGGCCAGAAAGUCGCUAUCGCGCUGAUGGCGGGCCUCUGCUACCUGGGCACGGAUACGCUGACGCAGCGCGGCAUCCAGGCGGUGCAGGGCGCCCUCUUCCUGCUGGUCUCGGAGAACGUCUUCUCGCCCAUGUACGCCGCCAUCUCAGCCUUCCACGCCGAAAUGCCGCUAUUCAGGCGGGAGCACGGCGGUGGUCUCUACUCUACCCUUCAUUAUUACCUAGCCAAGGUCUUCGCUGAGCUGCCGGGUCAGGUGCUGGAGCCGGUGCUGUUCGUGGUGGUGGCGUACUGGCUGGUCGGCCUGCGGAACACCGUCUAUGCCUUCACCAUGACCGCCCUGAUAGCCGUGCUCACUCAGAACGUCUCCACCGCCUGUGGCUGGUUCUUCGCUGCGGCCUUCGAGUCGGUGUCCAUCGCCAUGACGUAUCUGGUGCCCUUCGACUACGUUCUGAUGAUCACCUCCGGCGUCUUCAUUAAACUUGGGUCCAUUCCUAUGCUGGUGGGAUGGAUGAAGUACCUGUCGUGGCUCAUGUACUCCAACGAGGCAUUCUCCAUCAUCCAGUGGCAAGGCAUUACCAACAUCACAUGCGAGUUGCCCGCUGGUGCGAUGGGUGCCGGAUGUGCCACGGACGGCGCGGAGGUGCUGUCGCAGUACAGCUUCGCCGAGGGCCACUUCCUCUACGACAUCGGCAUCAUGCUGGCGCUGUUCUUCAUCUUCCACCUGCUGGCUUACGCUUGCCUGAGGGCGCGUGCUAACACUAAGUGACUACGAAACCAGCAUCAGUGCUGCCGCUCCACUUCACAUCCGUGUGCCAUGACUACAAAGACACAACUCAUCCCAUGUACAGAUAAUUUAUUAGAAUCAAUAAACUGUUUUGUGUUAUGUUGUAAUACUUGCGAACUCAACACAUUAUUUAAGCCCCCUCCAUACAUGACAUGUUGUGCACCUGGGAUGUCGUACAAAGUCGUUUCGUGGAACCUAAUACAGUUCGCACUCGAAAAGGGACGGUACUGUUAGAUGGUGUAAAUCCCUGAAUGUUUUGCUGGAUGGUAAUGCAGUCGCGCAUACGGCGCCACUCUUAGAGAUGGAGGCUGCAGCUGACGUACGCGGUCUCGGAGGACAGGGAAAGUUGCCUGUUAUUACAUUCUGGCGUCUCUCUGUUACCUUCCGUUUGUGCGGUUAAGAUUCGAAUUUACAGGAAGAUGCGCUGUGCAUUAUUAUUACACGUGUGUGACAAGUGAAACGAAAAAUACAGUGGAGUUGGACAAUGUGUGAGAAGUGUAUGCUUGAAUAUAAAAGCAGAUGCUAGCCGUCUGUAGGUUGCACCACUGUAUUUGACCACAGAUGGCACCUCAGCAAUGUCCUCGUCACACAACAAGUGUCAGUCGUAGUCAGGACUAUGUUCUGUCUAGUCGCGAGUGCAUAAUGUCGGAGCUAAGUGAAUUCGAACAUGGGCAAAUUGUGGGUGACUCCAUAAUCAAAGUAGCUGAGUCUUGGUGCUCAAAGAGGCACCGCAUCGAAGAUUUAUACCGCAUACAGGGAAAGGGGAAAAAGAUCAUCCGCUAAGUCACAACGCGAAAGAAAGUAUGUGUUGAGUGAUCCUGAUGGACGGCUAUUGAAGAGGAUUGUGACGAAAAAGAAGAGGACGACAGCUGCAAAAGUCACUAUAGAGCUGAAUGUCGCACUCGCGAACCCUGUCUGCACCAAUAUAGCUCGAACAGUGUUCCGUAGGCAGAGAACUACAGGGCAAGUAGGAAUUUUAAAAUUACUCCAUCAUCAGAGAUGCGAACGCCGGUAAUAGGAAAAUGUGGCGAGAAGCCAUAAAUCUUGGAAUAAGGAGUCAUGGAAAAAAGUAAUUUUAUCGGAAAAGUCUUGUUUCACACUAUUUCCAGGUUGUGACCGCGUUCAAGUCCAAAGAGCAAAACAUGCCAAGGUUUCAGUGACGAUUUGUGCAGCCAUGUCGUGGCAAAGCAUAGGCUGCAGCGUCACAUUACUGCCGAGGACUACGUGACCAUAUUGGUUUGUCACGUUGCCCCUGGCCCCCACAGUCAUUAGAUCUCUAUACAAGUCGAUGUGUGUAUGUUUGUAUGUCCCAAAACCCUUGCGUUGAGAAUUAUUGAAACUAUCUCCACGCACAAAAAUUUCGCCACAUAAAAAAGAAGCCAGGUGUGAAGCACUCAAAGAAAAUAUUUAUUUGUGAACUCUGCGCAAGGCUGAUUAUGAAGUAAACUCUUCAAUGUCUUCACUCGAAACUGACAUUCAAAUUCGCGCUUCUCCGCUAGACCAGAAUAAUAAAACUUUUGCAGAAGUAACUCUUCAAGCUUUCCCGGUGGAUGUGUUGUAAAUAGUCUUCACGGGAUUGCCGCCGGAUCACGUUGUGCAAAUUCCACAUUGUUUCCUCGGAGCAACAGUCCGACAUCUUCAGGUGGUUCCACCUCCAACCUUGCUGGUGGCUAGGUACGACUGUCGGACAGUUGCUCCGAGGAAAUAUUGUGGAAUUUGCACAACGUGAUCCGGUGGCAGACCUAUGAAGAUUAUUUACUUUUGCAGAACUUUUCAAGAUAAAACCAUUACUAAGUUCAUAAGGUUUCCGUGCAGCAAUUCGGAAAAUUAAUUAUUAUUUUCAUGGACAAAUUAUUCCUAUUAGUAGAAAGGAAAAGGGAAUAUAGACCAAAUGUGAAUAAUAAAAGAUAGGGAAGUACGUUUAUUUCAAACCUUGUGCACGAUCUGUGGCAUAAUUACGAAGUUUUUUUCCUGAACUGGAUAUGAGAAAUCAGAAUAAGAGAUUUUUUCCCAUAUACUUCGUAAGUUGGCUUUCAUCUUCACCGACUCAAAUAAUUUACAAAUUUUGUUGACUAGAGGCUCUAAAACUGGGCAUUGUAAAUUAGUAACAACAUCUCGCCAAUCGGUACCACAUCUUAGUGUUGCGUUUUCCCUGCUAGAAAACAGGACUCGUUAUACAAGGCAUAAUAAAGUCGAAAGUGUGGACUGGAGGAUUUAUAAUAUAACAGCACUUACGUAACACGAAGUAAGUUAAUAUAUAGUGAAAUCACUACACCUAUAGCCCAUGAAGCUUACAUUGCGGAGGCUGAAGACGGAAAGACAAGUGCGAACAUCCAGGCGUCUCGUAGCUGCUCUGUAAAAGAAAUUUGGAGACUGCGCCUUCUUUUAUAACACAGGUACGCAAAUAUGAACAUCAACUCUUGAUCGCAAAAAAUUUUUAGACAAAUUUUUACACAAAAUACAGUUUUGUAAAAGGGGUAUUACAAUACCUCCUGAGUGACUACGAUACUAUUCGCCACUUCGUUGCGAGUAAUCAUUCAGCCUUUACACAUCGAAAAGAAAAGUUAAUAUGUAAAUGUCUUUUUCUUAGUUAAUAUGUAAAUGUCUUUUUCUUGUUCAAUAAAAAACAAUUUCAUUAAA
This is a messenger RNA of Schistocerca nitens (vagrant locust), 4743 nucleotides long. RefSeq names its product protein scarlet-like. The coding region runs from base 175 to 2085 and encodes 636 amino acids. NCBI's taxonomy places the organism in Eukaryota, Metazoa, Arthropoda, Insecta, Orthoptera, Acrididae. The transcript has 14 exons. Gene Ontology annotation, cellular component: plasma membrane. The record is from RefSeq and is a predicted model, not a curated record. Gene Ontology annotation, molecular function: ABC-type transporter activity; ATP hydrolysis activity; ATP binding.